CUCCUCCCGAUCGGUGUCCCCUCGAACGAGGACUUCUUCUUCGACACGGACGAAGAAAAGAACAGCGACGCGCUCGCUGCCUCCCUCCCUCCCGAUGGCGUCCUCCUCGUCCACGACCUCUUUGGCGGCGGCCCUUGGAGCACCACCAUCCGACAAGCUCUCGCGGGAGAAUCAUCUCCUGUGGAAGGCGCAAGUGCUGCCCGCCUUGCGAGGAGCGCAGGUCAUGGGGCUGCUUGACGGCUCCGACCCGGCGCCUCCAAAAACUCUGGAGGUUGAAGAUGAGGCCCAGAAGAAGAUCACCAUCCCCAAUCCAGCCUAUGGCGUUUGGAUUUCGCGGGAUCAGCAGGUCGUAAGUUACCUGCUCAAAACUUUGUCCCCUGAUAUACUCGCCGAUGUUCUUGGUUUCGAGCAUGCCGCAGAGAUAUGGAAGACCCUCGGAGACAUGUUCUCCGCACAAUCCCAGGCUCGUGUCGGGAUGCUUCGUGCCGGCCUCACCAACACCAAGAACCCUCACUGCUGGCGUGUACAUCACCAAGAUGAAGGGAUUCUCCUCGGAGCUUGCUGCUGCGGGGAGAGUCAUCUCCGACGUCGAACUCAAGGAGUACAUCCUCGCCGGUUUGGGAUCGGACUACAACGCCAUCGUCGCCGCCGUCAACGCCAACCCCUCCACCACCUCCGCUGAUGUGUGCAAUCAGCUCAUGGCCUACGACUAUCACCAAACCAUGCUCUCCGAGUCCGAGCAGCCCUCUGGCACCUUCACCUCAUCGGCAAACGCUGCGGCUCGCGGCCGUGGCACGCGCCCCGGGCAUGGAGGUGGUUACCGCCACGUCUCCUAUGGUGGCGGCCACAACAACUAUGGUGGUGGCCGCAACCAGCAGCGUGGUCACCCUCCACGUCGCCACGACACUCAGGAUGGUGGUCGCCGUCCGUCACCCAGGGGGGUCGCGGCCGUGGUCGUGGCUACCGCAAGCCCUCGCCAUAUCAAGACGUCCAAUGCCAAAUUUGCAAGAAAGACGGGCACCCCGCAUCCGAGUGCUGGUGGCGCUAUGGUGAUAAUGAUGAUGAUGAUGACACCCACACCGACAACAAAGGUGCGCACAUGGCUUCAUAUGGUGUUGACACAAAUUGGUACAUGGAUACAGGCGCCACAAAUCACUUGACUAGUGAAUUGAGCAAGCUCUCUACUCAUGAACCAUACAAGGGACAUGAUCAAGUCUACAAUGCUAGUGGUCAAGGAUCGGGCCACGAAGCACAUCGUCUUUAAAGAACCAUGUCAUGAUGGCUUAUAUCCUCUCAUGCCUAUCUCCGCGGGGUCUCCCAAGCAAGCCUUCGUCACCAUCAAGCCAUCCUCCUCUACAUGGCAUCGCCGACUAGGACAUCCAUCUUCGUUUGUUGUUCAACAAAUUCUUCGUCGUAAUAAUCUUCCUCAUUCACAUGAAAUAAAUCCUUAUGUUUGUGAUCCAUGCCAACAGGCCAAAAGUCAUCAAUUGCCUUAUCCCACCUCCACUAGUAUUUCUACCGUUCCAUUGGAACAAAUUUUCUCCGAUGUAUGGGGACCGGCACCUACCAAUGUUGGAAAAC
Messenger RNA from Lolium perenne, 1581 nucleotides. The record is from RefSeq and is a predicted model, not a curated record. NCBI's taxonomy places the organism in Eukaryota, Viridiplantae, Streptophyta, Magnoliopsida, Poales, Poaceae.